Messenger RNA from Triplophysa dalaica, 2752 nucleotides. It is a transcript of the gene acbd5a, whose product is annotated as acyl-CoA binding domain containing 5a. The transcript is spliced from 13 exons. Gene Ontology annotation, cellular component: peroxisome. Gene Ontology annotation, molecular function: fatty-acyl-CoA binding. The record is from RefSeq and is a predicted model, not a curated record. Lineage: Eukaryota; Metazoa; Chordata; Actinopteri; Cypriniformes; Nemacheilidae. Gene Ontology annotation, biological process: autophagy of peroxisome; fatty acid metabolic process. The coding region runs from base 112 to 1560 and encodes 482 amino acids.
CUUUCGUGUAAUGGCUGUCAGGUACGUGUAUUCAUGGGGUCGCAGUCUACAGCACAGCAGGUAGAACAGCAAAUGCUUUGAUCCAGAGCUUGUUGCAUAGGUGAGAUUGUCAUGAUGGAGGGUGACAACGAAACCACCUUCGAGCAGAGAUUCAAUGCUGCUGUCAAAGUGAUCCAAAGUUUACCUUCAAACGGUUCGUUUCAACCCUCCAAUGACAUGAUGCUAAAAUUCUAUAGCUACUACAAGCAAGCAACACAAGGUCCCUGCAACAUUCCCCGCCCAGGAUUCUGGGACCCAGUUGGCAAAGCCAAAUGGGAUGCUUGGAAUUCUCUGGGCGAUAUGGUGAAAGAAGAGGCAAUGGCGGCCUACGUGGAUGAUUUGAAACUGAUUCUGGAAAGUAUGCCGGUGACGAAUGAGGUGGAGGAGCUCCUUCAGGUUAUUGGGCCCUUUUAUGAGCUUGUUGAUGAGAAGAAGAUAUCGCAGGUGUCAGAUCUGAGCACAGGCUUUGGGAGCAUGCUCACGUCACCGCCCAAAAGUGUCACGAAAAGCAUCAUUAGAACCAUGCAAAUGAACGGCACUCUGGACUCUUACUCCGUCAAAACAUCAGAGCCACCACAAACUAAAACAAAAGAGCUGCACGGGAGAGGAGACCAUCACGAAGAAGAGAAAGAGGAAGAAGUGAAAAAAGGUAAGAAGGAGGUUUCAGCAGGUCGAUCCAAAGCGCUGGUAUCUAACGGCAGUACCCAGCAACACAAAAUCCUUGCUAAUGGGACACUCAACUCUCAAUCUAACUUGAAAGAACAGGAGUCUGAGGAAGAAUCGGAAAGCAUUAACCACAAUGGAGACGUCAUAGAAGUCAAUGGGCACACGAAAGAAGACGGUGCAAGUUUCCAGCAUGUGGCCAGUGAUUCAGACAGUGAGGUGUACUGUGAUUCUGUGGACCAGUUUGGGGCAGAAGAGGGCUCAGAAGACGUGAUUCACUCGCUCGAGGAAACCCACAGCAUGCCGUUCUCCACAGAGGAGGUCAGAUCACAGGGGAGACUGUCAGAUAAUCUUCUGGAAAGAGAGGAAGGUGUUCAGCACGGUGGAGAACACGGCCGGAGCAGUGAAGGAGCUUCACAGAAACUGGGACUUCCUGCUGACAGAAGUGACGGUUCUAUGGUCAGGAGGGGAAGAGGGUCCAGGUCACCUGCCUAUGGCUCCGGGUCAGCUGGACCGCAGCAGGGCAGCGUGGGGGAUGGUGAACGCUGGGGCACGGAUGGUCCUGUGAUGGAAAAUCUAAAUGAACAGAUCAUAUGUGCUUUGGCCAGACUGCAGGAUGACAUGCAGAGUGUGUUAGAGAGACUACACACACUUGAAGCUCUAACAACCUCUCAGGCUCGAUCCUUAGCUCUGCCAUCAGACUACCUGUCACCACCUGCUAAUAAAACUAAGAAGAAGUCAUCUUGGUGGCCAUUGGAUGUUUCUCCUGGAACUGUGGCACUUGCUGUGAUCUGGCCAUUUGUUGUGCAGUGGCUCAUUCGUCUGUAUCUACAGCGCAGAAGAAGAAAGUACAACUGAUAUGAAUCGACUUGUUGGGCACCUUUAAAGAUCUACUGGAGAGUGAUGUUCCCUUGAGGAGAGGAGGAGGAUGUUUUCCGUCUGUACCGUGAUCUCUAACUCCUGCUUUUGCACUAUGAUGAUCGCUCUAUUAAUUGGUAAACAGAAGGACAGAUUGAAUGUACUCCGUUGCAGUUGUAUUUGGUCAAAUUAAUCAUAAAUCCUUCAUUUUAGAUCUUUCAUUUUCGUAGUUAUGCAAGUGUCCUGCAUAAAAAUCCACUGUUAAGGGCAUAAUUAGACACUUCUAUUACGUCCAUAUACAUUAUUUAGAUAGUCACCCAUACAUAGCUGCUAAAUGUUAAUUAGUUUUUUAGUAAAGUAUAGGAUGCACUGAAAAUGACAGCACAUUUACCUUCGAUCUGAGAGUAAUUCUCCAGUUGAUGGCUGACUCUGCAGAAAACGGCUCAUUUCUAGCUUGUGCGUUGUACCAUCAUGGUUAUAAUUCAGGACCACAAAACGUUUGGGAGAUAUCAUGAGAGUGAUGUUUUAAUGUAUCUGUUAAUAUCUAGGCUUGAUGUUUGCCCAACUGGGCUGUGGUGCUAAUGAAAGCCAUAACCAAUAGAUCAGUGAUACAAACCCAUUGAUUUGCACAUGUAGAGGCUCUAAUGGCAAUAUGAUAUAUCAUACAUUAAAUAACAUGUCAUCAUCAUGUUUGAAGAGCUGAUUGUGAACCCAAGUAUUCAGACACUCUUAUUUUAUUUGGUACCAUAUGACAUAGAAAUUCAGAACCUUUAUAAUUUUUUUGUACAUAUGUGGUUGAAUUGUGAAGGCUGAAUGGAUAGACAGGUAUAAAUUAUAGCUGAUAUAUCAUGAAUGGUAAGAGCCUGUAAUGUGAGACUAAAAUCUGAUGAAUAAUUUACAUAAGAUGUUUGUUUAAAAGAGUUUGUUUUAGUUAAUGUUAAUAAUUCCUUUAAUAAUUGUAUAUUAGAGAUGUGUGAAAUUAUAUUUACUACUGUUAUAUAUUUUAAUUGUACUAUACUGUAAUGUAGCAUUUGCAAAUGUAUUUACUGUAAUACUACCUUUCAAUCAUCUGGAGAUGUAUGAAAUGCUUAUGUUCUGACUAAACACACAAUUUCUUAAUAAAACAUUAUUCAAGCUUUUGCUUAAAUAUGUCCUCUGGGCAGAGGAUCAAUAAACGCAUGCCAUUCAUCUG